Vitis riparia (riverbank grape) is the source of this 1808-nucleotide messenger RNA. Its product is annotated as elongation factor 1-alpha-like. Bases 123 to 1466 code for a protein of 447 amino acids. The transcript has 3 exons. Gene Ontology annotation, biological process: translation; translational elongation. NCBI's taxonomy places the organism in Eukaryota, Viridiplantae, Streptophyta, Magnoliopsida, Vitales, Vitaceae. The record is from RefSeq and is a predicted model, not a curated record. Gene Ontology annotation, molecular function: GTPase activity; translation elongation factor activity; GTP binding.
CAGAGUCUGUUCUAUAUAAAGUUCCCAGUAGAGAAUUUCCUUAGGUGCGACUAGGGUUUUAGCAACUCCGUUGUUCUCUCUGCGCAGUCUCUUGCUUUCAAGUUUCUAGCAAAGAAUUCAUAAUGGGUAAGGAGAAGGUCCACAUUAACAUUGUGGUCAUUGGCCAUGUUGAUUCUGGCAAGUCAACCACAACUGGCCAUCUGAUCUACAAGCUUGGAGGAAUUGACAAGCGUGUCAUUGAGCGGUUUGAAAAGGAGGCUGCUGAGAUGAAUAAGCGGUCAUUUAAGUAUGCCUGGGUGCUUGACAAGCUCAAGGCUGAGCGGGAGCGUGGUAUCACUAUUGACAUUGCAUUGUGGAAGUUUGAGACCACCAAAUACUACUGCACAGUCAUUGAUGCUCCCGGACAUCGUGACUUCAUCAAGAAUAUGAUUACUGGAACCUCCCAAGCUGACUGUGCUGUCCUUAUCAUUGACUCUACUACUGGAGGCUUUGAAGCUGGCAUUUCCAAGGAUGGGCAGACUCGUGAGCAUGCUCUCCUUGCUUUCACCCUUGGUGUCAGGCAGAUGAUCUGCUGCUGCAACAAGAUGGAUGCUACAACCCCUAAGUACUCAAAGGCGAGAUAUGAUGAAAUUGUUAAGGAAGUCUCUUCCUACUUGAAGAAGGUUGGCUACAACCCCGACAAGAUUCCUUUUGUUCCCAUCUCUGGUUUUGAAGGAGACAACAUGAUAGAGAGGUCAACCAACCUUGACUGGUACAAGGGCCCAACCCUUCUUGAGGCCCUUGACAUGGUUCAAGAGCCAAAGAGACCCUCAGACAAGCCCCUCCGUCUCCCACUUCAGGAUGUCUACAAGAUUGGUGGCAUUGGCACUGUCCCAGUGGGACGGGUUGAGACUGGUAUCCUCAAGCCUGGUAUGGUUGUGACUUUUGGUCCCACUGGACUGACCACUGAAGUAAAGUCAGUGGAGAUGCACCAUGAGUCUCUUGUGGAGGCUCUUCCUGGUGACAAUGUUGGGUUCAAUGUGAAGAAUGUGGCUGUCAAGGAUCUCAAGCGUGGCUUUGUUGCAUCAAACUCCAAGGAUGAUCCUGCCAAGGAGGCAGCAAACUUCAUAUCCCAGGUUAUUAUCAUGAACCACCCUGGCCAGAUUGGCAAUGGCUAUGCCCCUGUUCUGGAUUGCCACACAUCCCAUAUUGCUGUCAAGUUUGCUGAGAUCAUGACCAAGAUUGACAGACGGUCUGGUAAGGAACUUGAGAAGGAGCCCAAGUUCUUGAAGAAUGGUGAUGCAGGUUUGGUUAAGAUGAUUCCCACCAAGCCCAUGGUGGUUGAGACCUUCUCUGAGUAUCCCCCUCUAGGGCGUUUUGCUGUGAGGGACAUGCGUCAGACAGUGGCUGUUGGAGUCAUCAAGAACGUGGAAAAGAAGGAUCCUUCGGGAGCCAAGGUCACAAAGUCUGCUGCCAAGAAGAAGUGAACCGCACAGUUAUGCAUAUCUUCAAUUGAAAUUGAAGAGUACAAGUAUAAUGAUAAUAAAGACUGGUUUCUCGUAUGUAUUUGUAUGGGAUGCAGAGGUGGUGUUUUUGUUGGUUAUAGGUUUACGUGGUCACCUUCAUCGUGUGGCUGUUCCCAGAGCUGGGUGCUUGACCGGCGAUGGCAGGGCUAUUAUGGAGUCUAGCGUGCUUUCCAUGUGUGUUUUUCAUUUUCAAUGUGUUGGAUCAACUGUUAUACUUGUAUAACUUUUUAAGCGCUCAGGAUUGUUUCUGAGCUUACUAAUUAUAGCCUUGGCCUAUUAUGUGAUUGGUUUGGUUAUAUGUGA